GUCGAUAGAGGACCGACAUUCGUUUUGGAGCCGUCUUCUUCGAUGGAAUUCUCAUCUGACACGGGCGCCGUGGUCCCAUGCAGCGCUCAAGGACAACCAACGCCUCAGAUCCGCUGGGAGAAAAAGGAUGGCUCGCCCGCUGUUCCCAUACCGGGAGUUCGAGACAUACGGCCGGACGGGUCUCUGUUAUUCCAUCAGUUCAGUGUGUCCCAGUUUCGACCCGACGUCCACUCGACCGGCUACCGAUGCAUCGCCUACAACCACGUAGGCCUCAUUAAGAGUCGAUUGGUGCAGAUAAAAGGAGUGGUUGCUCACAAGUUUAGCGCGUCCGUUUUCGACGCAUAUGCCGUCAGAGGGAAUUCCGCUCUACUACGAUGCCAUAUACCUGCCAACGUGCGAGAUUUCGUGCGAGUUUCGUCGUGGACGCGACAAGACGGUGUAACUGUUGGAACUCUUGGGGAAUCAGCGCUGGACAAAAGAUACAUCAUGCUCUCGUCAGGAGAGCUUUUGAUCCGAUCUGCGAAGCCUGCAGACUCGACGCACAGCUUUAGAUGUACGCUCCACAACGUGCUCACAGGUCAGAGCACCGUCAGUCAAAGUGCUGGGAAGGUCAUCGUAACAGAGGCGAACGGAGUUCUCCCAGUUAAGAUUACGGAAUACAGGAGCAAUGUGCAUGUCGAGGAAGGAGACCGCGCGUAUCUUCCCUGCAUCAGUCAAGGGCAUCCGUCGCCCAAGACGACAUGGUACCGGAGCGAUAGCUCGGGUUCCCCGAAUCCUCUGCUCGCGUCCGAUCGGCAUCACAUUCUCGAUGGCCUGAUGGUGAUCUCGGCCGCGACGCCUGGGGACUCCGGUCGCUAUGUCUGCGUUGUGAACAACUCAGCUGGAGAAGAAAGAGCUCAAACAGAUUUGUACGUCAGCGUGCCCCUCAUUGCCCGAGUUGAGCCCAACAUUCAGGUCGUGGACGUUGGGCGCACUGCCAACAUGAGUUGCCGAAUCAGCGGGCAACCGAUUCACAGCGUCGUGUGGACAAAGGAUGGUCAACCUCUCAACAAAGGUCCCCGAUUCAAUUUCCUCUCGAGUGAAGUGCUGCAGGUAUUAGAAAUAUCUCCGGUGCACAGACAGGACCGUGGAAUGUACCAGUGUCUGGUGGGAAACUCGAAAGAUUCUGCGCAGGGUACGACUCAACUCAUUAUCGGAGAGGAUGCGCCUGUGCUCGAACAUGCAUUCCGUGAACUCACUCUCAAACCCGGAAGCAUGGCGUCGUUGAAGUGCUCCGCGUCCGGAAACCCUCUACCACAAAUUACCUGGACCUUGGACAGUCAAGCUGUUCCAGAGGUUUAUCACAUCCGGAUCGGUGACUACGUCAGUGGCGAGCGGUCUGUGCACAGCUACGUGAACAUCACGGCUGUCCGAGUCGAAGAUGGUGGAGUCUACUCCUGCAUUGCGAAGAACGGCGUCGGCCGUGCUGAGCAUUCUGCGCGUUUGCAGGUUUACGGCAAGCCACACAUCCGCACUAUGAGUCCCAAGACUGCGUUAGCAGGAGAAGCCGUCAGGAUUCAUUGCCCCGCUGCGGGCUAUCCGCUCAAGAGCAUCCACUGGAUCAGAGAGAAUCGCACUCUCCCCCAAAACCAUCGUCAGAAAGUUUUCGAGAACGGAACUUUAGUCAUCGCGGACGUGGAACGGCGAACCGACGACGGUCAAUAUACUUGCGUUGUGACCGGAGAGCACAAUGUCGUGGUAUCAAAACAACUCAAACUCACAGUGAUGAUUCCACCGAUCGUGAACCCGUUCACGUUUCCUGAGGACCUGACCCAGGGGAAGCGAGCAGGAGCGGCUUGCAUCGUCUCGGACGGAGACCUCCCGAUUCGCAUUAGCUGGUUCAAGGAUGGCCAGCCUCUGGCCCCGAGUUUGAAAGCGUCGGUGACUGCGGCCAACGACUACACUUCCUUCUUGUCGUUCACAUCGGUAGACCAACUGCACUCCGGUAAUUACACGUGUGUUGCAACGAACCCCGCAGCUUCGUCGAACUACACCGCGCCGAUGGUCGUCCAGGUGCCGCCCAAGUGGCUGACGGAGCCACUCGACAGACACGCCAUCGUGGGAGAACCUAUUGUUUUCGACUGUCAAGCGUCCGGACACCCUCUGCCAAAUAUCAGAUGGAAGAAACAACAAAAGAGCGACUUCGCCGUGAUAAUUAGCAACGCCAACAUCCAGAUACUUGAGAACGGCUCACUGUCAAUACGCGAAGUUUCCCGAGAAGAUGCGGGACCCUAUAUGUGCCAGGCGGUCAAUGGAGUCGGUCCCGGAAUCUCCAAGGUCAUCAAUCUCGACGUGCAUGUGGCCGCCCACUUCGAGAGAAAGUUCCAAGCGCUCACAGUACGUCGAGGCGACAGCUUUCAACUGAGCUGCCGAGCCAUUGGGGAGCCGCCAUUAGUCGUCACUUGGACUAGGGAUCGGCAGCCUUUCAACCCGAACCUGGAACCAAGAUACGUAGUUCAAGAACUCAACACGAAGGAGGCGUUCGAAUAUAAGAUACACGUCGGCUCAGCCGAUCGGAAAGAUUCCUCACUGUUCAGCUGUUACGCAGAGAAUGCUUUCGGCAGAGACGACACGAACUUCCAGGUUGUCGUUCAAGAAGCUCCAGAGAAGCCCCGGGAGCUCGACAUUGCGUCGGUAACCAGCAGAUCCGCUACUUUAACUUGGCAACAUCCAUACAGCGGUAACAGUCCAAUCCUACGCUAUAUCCUGGAAUACAAAAAGAUCAAAGAGGGCUGGGAUCAAGCCCAUGUGAGUACAGUCGAGUCAGCUGAACUUCGGGUGACUGUAACCUCUUUGAAGCCGAAGACGGAAUACGAGAUCAGGCUAAAGGCGGAAAACGCGCUAGGAAUGAGCGAAGCCAGCCUGGCGGUCACAGUUACGACUGAUGAGGAGGCGCCGAGCUCAGUGCCCCGAAACAUCAAGAUAAGUUCGACGGGAUCUUCAAGUCUACAUGUUGCUUGGGAGGCACCUGAGGGCACCGAUGAAGGGGCAGCGAGUGUCCAAGGCUACUACGUCGGGUACAAAAUUGCCGACAAGAGCGAGUCGUUCUCUUACAAAACUCUAGACGUUUCCGAAAUUCCUCAAGGUCAACAAUUGGAAACCAACAUCAGAGAACUCAAGAAAAGCACAAAAUACGUUGUAGUCGUUCAAGCGUUCAACAGCAAAGGAGCCGGACCCGUCUCUGAUGAAGUCAUUUCUCAAACUCUCGAAAUAGAUCCCCCUCCGGCGGCGAACCUCAAACUAGUCUCUUCGACCUCGUCGUCGGUGCACCUUGCGUGGAAUAUUGCAAGGGAGCAACCUAUUAACGGCUACAUCGUUUUCUAUCGUGAUACAAGCGCUACAGGGCUCUGGCAAGAAAAUGCUCUCCCAGCCGAAAAGUCUUCCCAUGUCGUAAGGAAUUUAUCCUGUGGUAGAGCCUACACGUUCUACAUUUUGGCCCACAACGGGGCCGGCAAAGGACCUCACAGUAAUCACGUUCAGGCGAAAACAGAAGGAUCAACACCCGAGGCGCCCGCCACGACUCGAGAGUUCCUCUCAUCGAACACGACCUGCGUCUCGGUUGAUCUUGCGUCGUGGAAAUCCGGUGGAUGCACCAUUUCAACGUUCGUUCUGCAUUAUCGUUUGGACGGAGACUCCGAUUGGAGCAGUCCCGGCUCCAGGGCGUUCGAUGCGUCGGUCAAUUCGAUUCAGCAAACUGUCGCGAUUUGCGACCUGGUCCCGGCGACCUGGUACACGUUGUCGGUGGCUGCGCACAGCGAAGCGGGGGAGACCGAAACCGAAUACCCGUUCUCGACGCUCACCCUCGCAGGAGGCACGAUUCCGCCGCCUCAUUCAACAAGAGAUCGUUCUCCACCGUACGGAUCUGUUACACCUUUAGUUGUUCCAUUUAUUGUCAGUUUACUGGUGGUUGUUUCGGCGGCUAUCGGAGCCUGUUUCUGGUUCGGGAGGAUGAGAAACAGCCGCGAGCCCCAUUCGAGGGAUCAAGGCGACAACUCAAAGUGUUUGCAACACUGCAACCAGGACACGCUCCCUAUGGCGGUCUGGGAGAAGAUGGAGGCGAACAAACACGCAUCCUUGCAAUACAUGUCGUCUCCGUGCCACGGAACGAUCCGCAGACCCCCUGGCGGGGUCGGCGAACGCGGAUUCUACGGCGGGGACACCAUUCAGGGAAGCAUAGCGGGAAUUCCUCGAGAAUGGCGUGGUCCCGGAGACGAACACACGUACGACGUUCCUUUUCACAGACAACACGCGACUCACCAUCUGGCGAAUAGCGGCGUUGUCGUGGGGGGAGGCGUCGGCGGCGGUGGACAAUACCAGAUGGCGGCUAAUCAAACUAGUCAGCUCAACCAUGUCUGUGACGCAGGUGAAGUUGUCUUGAUUGGAGCCAGCGGUGAGGAGCUCCGACAUCCAGCUUACCUCUACUCGAAACCGAAAAGGAAAGGCCCCGGCGGAGGCACCUGGGGAUCUCCUUCGAUGGGAGGUUCACUUCUAAUGGGAGCCUCGGAAGGGGGUUCACCGUCCCAGACUAGCCCCAGCUCUUCGCCUUACCACGAGACCCGUCGGGAAACUCUCUCCAGAAGGUUCUCAUCGGAAAUGUUGGAUUUGGAUGAAACAUCGUGA
This is a messenger RNA of Galendromus occidentalis (western predatory mite), 4659 nucleotides long. Its product is annotated as Down syndrome cell adhesion molecule-like protein Dscam2. Gene Ontology annotation, cellular component: axon; plasma membrane. The record is from RefSeq and is a predicted model, not a curated record. The transcript has 25 exons. Gene Ontology annotation, molecular function: cell-cell adhesion mediator activity. The coding region runs from base 43 to 4659 and encodes 1538 amino acids. Gene Ontology annotation, biological process: dendrite self-avoidance; homophilic cell-cell adhesion; axon guidance. Lineage: Eukaryota; Metazoa; Arthropoda; Arachnida; Mesostigmata; Phytoseiidae.